GGUGACGCACCAAUCGUUUUACGACGGUUUGACCUUCGAGCGCCCGCAUCUUUAAUAAUGGACAAGACUGUAGCGAAGCUAAUAAGAAAGCACUGGCUCAUGUAACAUGUCGAAUAAUUCUCAUUCUUUGAGGAUGAAUAAUACACAUUUCUCAGAAUCUGAUAACCCAACAAACUGAACUUCUAACAAAACUACAUUAUCCGUCAUCUGUUUUCUGAUCACGAAACAAAUUUCUGUGUAUAUAAUCAGUCAACAUAAUAGAAAUUAUACCUGUGGCGCUAAAAACAAUUUCCAAUGUGUAUUCCUCAUUACUUGAUUGUCGGUGGUGGUUUGUCCGGUUUAGUUACUUCUUACCUCAUCUCGUUAACCCGACCAUUGGGGAGUUACCGUCUAACAGUUUUGGAGAGUAGCAGUAGGUGGGGUGGUUGGAUUCAAUCAGUUAAGAAUAUGGAUACUGGAUCAAUCUAUGAAAUUGGUCCACAUAGCGCUCGUGCAAAAUCUGCCACAUCAGGUCUUUUGAUGAGAAUAGUGAAAAGUUUGCAUCUCGAAAACUCACUUGUAUGGAUGAGACAGGGUACAGAUGAAGCGAAACGAUUAAUCUAUAUAAAUGGCCAACUGUUGCCACUGUCUGCGUUCAAUUUUUCCACUUUAGAACCAUUCACUAGGUCCAACUGUAGUUUAAUCAUCAGACGGUUAUUUUCUCGACGCCCACCAUCUCAGUCAGACUGGACUGUUGAUGAAUUCCUUCGCUCUCGUUUUGAUUCCGAAUUCGCUGACUACUUUGGCAGUGCUCUGAUGAGAGGUAUCUUUGCUGGUGAUUCACGAAACCUUAGUGCUCGUGCUUGUUUGCCUACGAUGGUGAAGUCGGAAGAAUAUGGACCGAAUCUUAUUCUCGGGAUUCUACUUUCAUCGAUAAACCGAUCUUUAGAUCGUAUCGUUAUACCAAAUAUGAUUGACGACAAACUCCCGCAACUGAAUAACUUGAUUCCAUCUGAUGCGAUUGCCUGGACUUUAUCAGGUGGAUUGGAGACACUGAUUAACACUAUUGUAGACCAUUUAAGUAGGAAACAUCCACACAUCGAUUUGAAGUUAAACUCUUCCGUUGAAAAAUUAAAAUCUCUAAAUGGCUGCUUUGAGUAUACAUACAAGGUCAUCGGUGAUAAUGGUAACGACAAAGAAAAAAAUACAGCCGAUAUAGUCUUUUUUUGCUGCCCAUCCUUCAUUACAGCAAGCAUUUUGGAAAACAUACUGGCUACUGAAACUCUAAGCUAUCUGAAACCCAACUCUAUUCCAUGGGGAAGUAUUGUCAGCGCUGUCUUAGAAAUAGAUGACUCCUUUACUCCCUUAGUACGUGGGUUUGGGCACUUAGUACCGCGUACGGAAGAUGAACAUAUUUUGGGUGUAAUAUACGAUUCCUUUGCGUUCCCGAAAUUGGAUGGAUUUAAUAAAAAUUUACGAUAUACAGUAAUGAUGAAACCAUUUCGUGAAUGGCUCGAAGCCUCCACAAGUUUAGGUUCCUCGGAACACCUGAAAAACACCAUUGAAGAAGUUGCGAAAACCGUCCUUAUAAACCAUCUUAAAAUACCGGCUCCGGUCAUUGUUGGUCGUCAUAUUAGUAUUCUCCGUAACUGUAUUCCCCAGUAUCCUCCAGGUCAUUUAACUAAUAUGGCUAAUUUGCGCAACGGCAUUCGGGGAAUUUCGAAUGGCCAUAGUUCUAGCCGAAGUGGUAUAUAUCUUGUUGGUAAUUCGUACGAUGGCGUUGGGUUGAAUCAUGUUGUCUAUAGCGCUGCAUGUGCAGUCGCAGAAGAGUUCAGUUCAUCUUCAUGAAAAUAGUUUUUUAAAACCACUGUUCACAAACCAACUUAUGUACAAUACUCUGCUUAUUAAUAGCACUAACGUAUGAAGACGUCUGCUAGAAGAUUAUGGAUGUAAAAUAAACCAUAUACAUUUUGAAAAAACCUGUUUCCGGUUUUUGUAUUAAAGUUACUACAUUUUCUUCCUUUUCUUCAGCACAUAACAGGAUCUUGCAAAUUUGUAGUUUAUCAUUGGAAUGCUUAUCAUAUUGUGCAAAUAUAUCCCCACUAAUUGUUUCUUUUAUUUUUUGAACGGAGCGUUUUGGAAACUGGAUUGAAUAGUUGGUGACGAAGAUAGGUAUCUCUUGAUAAGAGAGCUUCCAUAAUUAGAAGUUGCUUGGCCUGUGUGAAGAAAACUACAAAACUGACAGAUCUUGAUUACCAAUGAGAAAAGUGAAUUAGUUAUCAAGUGGAUGACUGUAGGAUUGGUUUAACAUUACCAAAAAACUAUUAUGCUUGAUUUCGAUAUUUAUAUCAAUCAUCCGACAAACAUUAUUAAUCCACUUGUUGUUUUUAAUCUAAGAUCAGAAAUACUGCUGUUCAUUUCAGGUUCUGCAGGAGAUUUUGAGUGAUUCUGUUCAGUAGUAGGUAACUGAAUUAUUUUUAUACCUAAGCUUAAUUAGCUUAUUAUUAGUAGUUAUUUAUUUGAACACAUAAAGGUUUGUACAAAAGGGCACCAGAAUAUAUAUUCGCCACACAAAUCAUUUAAUUUAUGUAUGGGUUGGAAUACUUACCGGGUCCCCGAAGCGAAGCAGUUAGUUUUCUUAGGAGGACCACUCCCUUACUUUUUGACCUAGAGGUCUAAUCCACAAGCCAGCGUAGCAAGGUUAGGGGAUGCGGUCCUGUGGUGGUCGGUGACGAAGAAUAGGUUCAUACGCCAUUUUCUCCCUCAGGAUCUUGGAGUACAUGUUCACCAUUGGCUUAGAAUCGGGGUUUCUCGACGCCCGUAGUUGGAUCUUUUAUAUCCAUCAAUCCGGUUUAAGCGCCGGACAUUAGCUUUUCAUCCUCUCAAUUUCCUAAACACGAGAAGGCGGUGAAUAGGACUCCCCUGCCAACGGAUAUAUACAUGUGGCCGUAUGACAGCGUUUCAAAAAGAGGGGGUGGACUCUUCCAACCCUCGGCCGUACCAGGUCAUUUGCUUAAGCUAGUUGUGUUAAUAGCACAUUGUAUUGUUUAGCAAACCUAAACGUCUAGUCACUUUAGUUCUUCAAAUGUGGGGUGCGAUUCUACAAAAGAAACUUAAAAGUGUUAGCCUGACUCAGUUUGUAAAGUCCUUAAUCUUUGACUGCUCGAUAUUCCCAGCGUCCUUUAGGAAGAAAACGUAGUUCCAGGUGAAUAUUACAUUUUCACCGUCAUCUCAAGUUAGUAUUCUAUUAUUUUGCUAACAAAUGAUUAUUAAGUGGUCAUCAAGUAAAUCCAUUGUUCCUGAUACUCAUCUAUUCGAAUUCAGUUGACCUUAUCCGAUCUUGAAAUAUAUCCCUAUAUCGUAAUAAGGAUCGGUUGUUGUCAUGGGAUUCCCCUCCUUUCAUUAUAUAAAUUGGUCAAAGAAAUAUGUCAGUCAAUUACGUAGCGUCCUGUUCCACGCUCUCAGUUAUAAAUUCUUUCAUUCUUGCAUUUUUUUAGCUUUCCUCCUUUGAUCUGUCCAUUUAUAUAGUUGUUAGUGAGUACUUUUUGACAUUAAUUUUCACUGUACAGAAAUUUAUCUUCAUGUGACUUAAAAGAUUUUGAAAGUGUUCACACGACUUAACAUAUAAAUGUUUAACUCUGGAACAUAAUUUUUCUAAUAUUUGUGCCUUCUUCAUUAAUAUACUAUACAGUUUGUACAUCAGUUUUACAGUAACUACUAUUGUUUCUAGGUUGUAAGCAACUGACGAGAAUUCAUGAAAUAAAUGGAUUCAUAUUAUUC
Messenger RNA from Schistosoma mattheei, 3759 nucleotides. The record is from the annotation of a GenBank genome assembly. Lineage: Eukaryota; Metazoa; Platyhelminthes; Trematoda; Strigeidida; Schistosomatidae.